Solanum stenotomum is the source of this 819-nucleotide messenger RNA. RefSeq names its product NADP-dependent malic enzyme-like. The annotation marks the transcript as partial. Gene Ontology annotation, biological process: malate metabolic process; pyruvate metabolic process. Gene Ontology annotation, cellular component: chloroplast. Gene Ontology annotation, molecular function: NAD binding; malate dehydrogenase (decarboxylating) (NAD+) activity; malate dehydrogenase (decarboxylating) (NADP+) activity. The transcript has 10 exons. NCBI's taxonomy places the organism in Eukaryota, Viridiplantae, Streptophyta, Magnoliopsida, Solanales, Solanaceae. The record is from RefSeq and is a predicted model, not a curated record.
AUCCUGGUGCAGGAGAGAAAUGAGAGGCUAUUCUACAAGCUUCUUAUGGAAAACGUGGAAGAGCUUCUCCCGGUAGUUUAUACUCCAACAGUAGGUGAAGCAUGCCAGAAGUAUGGUAGCAUCUUCAGACGACCUCAAGGCCUUUUUAUCAGCUUGAAAGAAAAAGGCAAAAUUCUUGAGGUAUUAAAGAAUUGGCCUGAGAAGAAAAUUCAAGUUAUUGUUGUAACUGAUGGAGAACGAAUAUUAGGCCUUGGAGACCUAGGUUGCCAGGGAAUGGGGAUACCAGUAGGGAAACUCUCUUUAUACACCGCUCUUGGAGGCAUUCGGCCGUCAUCUUGCUUGCCAGUAACCAUUGAUGUGGGUACAAACAAUGAGAAAUUGUUAAAAGAUGAAUUUUACAUUGGGCUCAGACAAAGAAGAGCUAGAGGACAGGAAUAUGCUGAACUCUUGGAUGAAUUUAUGUCUGCUGUCAAGCAAACUUACGGAGAGAAAGUGCUCAUUCAGUUUGAAGACUUUGCGAAUCAUAACGCAUUUGACCUUCUUGCGAAGUAUGGAACUAGCCACCUUGUUUUCAAUGAUGACAUUCAGGGGACUGCAUCUGUGGUCCUAGCAGGGAUCAUGGCAGCACUAAACUUAGUGGGGGGAAACUUGGCACAGCAUAAAUUUUUAUUCCUGGGAGCUGGAGAGGCUGGUACCGGGAUAGCAGAACUCAUAGCUCUUGAGAUGUCAAAGCAGACUGGAGCCCCUCUAGAAGAGACACGCAAGAGAACCUGGAUGGUGGAUUCUAAGGGGUUGAUAGUUAGGUCUCGUAUGGAGUCA